GCAGCUGCAAGAACCACAUAGAGAAGUAACUCAUCAUAUUGCAAAGUUUGAGGUGAUCUGAAGAUAUUAUAGGUUCCAUCCGCGUAAGAACGUUUUGCGUAGCAAAAUGUCUGAAACUACCAGCUAUCAUUUGCUGAAAAACCAUACCGAAAAACUAGAGGAGGAACGAGAAGGAAAAGAACAUGAAAAAAAAAUCCUGAUCCAAGAAGAAGACGCGGUCGAUCAAAAUGAAGAGUCUGCAGAAAGGUCGAGCUUAUGGAAAGCGGUUGCUAACCUCAUGAGUGAUAUCGAGGGCACCGGCCUCCUCGCUCUUCCUUACGUGAUUGCUGAGAGUGGUCUGGUAGCGAUAGCAGCUCUGGUCAUGGUUCCCUUUAUCACCUACUACACCGGAGCUACAUUGAUAGAGUGCCUGUAUGAGACCAACAACGAAGGCGAAAGAAUUCGAGUCAGGUCCAACUAUAAAGAGCUCGGUAAAGCCUGCUGGCCUCGCUUUGGUGGUGCUAUUGUUGCCGCUGUCCAGCUGAUCGAACUGUUUAUGACGGCGUCUUUGUAUCUUGUCUUAUGCGCCUCGCUCUCAAGCAGUAUAUUUACAGGGAUACCGGUGUCCGAUAAAAUUUGGAUGGUCAUUGCAGCUACAAUUGGGUUCCCGACCAUUUUCGUAAAGAAUCUUUCACAGGUUGCAUGGUUCAGUUUAGUAAGUGUUGUAGCUUUAUCUGUAGCAGUAAUAGCUGUCUUAGCUUUUGGCAUAGCACAUGGCUCUAAGUGGAAUUUUAGCCUUAUAUUAGUCUGGAAUAUCGAUGACGCGCCAGUCUCAUUAGCAAUUAUAAUCUACAGCUACAAUUGUCAUCCUGUACUGCCAGGAGUCGAGGAAAGCUUGCAAAACAGAUCACAGUUUCCCAAGAUACUUGCGCUAUCUUAUAUCUUCGUUACAAUCCUCAAGAUCGUUUUUUCAGUUUGUGCUUUCCUGUCGUUUAGCCCAGAUAUUCCGGAUGUGAUUGCAAAUAGCCUUCCCAUGGGAUUUCUACGAGUCUUUGUCAACGGAUUUUUUAUUUUAAACGUUCUCUUUUCAUAUCCUUUUAGUGUCAUUACCAUAAUCCACACAAUCGAGGAAUUUUUUUCAGUCGAUUCACUUCCAUUUAGAUGUCCUGAGAUUGUUUGGUUCAUCGGCAUUCGAGUGUUGACAAAUUUUCUAACACUUCUACCCGCGAUUUCUAUUCCACAUUUUGCGCUUUUUAUGUCAUUCAUCGAAAGUUUAAGUGGUUCCUGCGUUGUUUUAAUUUUUCCUGCAGUUUUUCACCUGAAUAUCCAAAAGGACAACUUAAAACUAUAUCAGAUCACUUUCGAUAUUUUGGUAAUAUUUGUUGGAGUUUUUGCGAGUUUUACAGGUUCAAUUUUCACCGGAAAGAAAAUCCUUCAGCUUUAGACUUCAUCGUGUUUUAUCUUUUUAUCUAAACGAAAAGAGUUGAAUUUCGUUCUUUUUUUUCGGGUAUUACAUUACUACAUGACAGUGUAACUUUUUCCACUGUAGAUUCACUCCCCAGGUAUUUGAAUAUUAGUGAAUGAGCUUGCAGCUGGUUAAGAUUGAAGAUAUAAUAUUGCCUAUGUUAUACACAUUUCUUGUUAUUUCCAAUCUUGUAAUUAGUCGUUCUGUUCUUGAUGUACUAUGUUUGUAAUACUCUACUUAGAAACCACUGGCAAUGGCGUGUAAAUAGAAGGUUUCGAUCGUGUCGUCAAGAAAUUAAACUCCUCUUAAAUUUA
Messenger RNA from Pocillopora damicornis (cauliflower coral), 1758 nucleotides. Its product is annotated as vesicular inhibitory amino acid transporter-like. Lineage: Eukaryota; Metazoa; Cnidaria; Anthozoa; Scleractinia; Pocilloporidae. The record is from RefSeq and is a predicted model, not a curated record.